AUUACACCGUCGUUUAUGUCCAACAAAAUAUUGAGAUCAUAUAGAAAAUAGAAAAUAUAGAGAUCAACAACGUGUCAGUAUGGGAUGACAAGCGUAUUUGGCACUUCGCUUGGAACAGCCGGUGCACCAUGUUUUUGGGCAUGGAAUUAUGAUUAUGUGCUUUUGCUUACAAGAAUACCAGAUGUACCGAAAGAAGAGAUGUGUUGUUCAUAGAAUGGCCUCAAUUUGUUUGUGGAAGAAGGUAUGGCUGGUUCUCAUCACAUUCAACAAGACGUUCCGCGAGUCCUGCAUAAACUUCUCUUCGUGUUCUCCCUUGCUGUGGUUUGCGCGUCGCUGUACUUCAUUCUCUCCGGCUGCUGUGAUUUUAUUUUAGUGGAUACUGCGAAACAUUUGAAGCAAACCUCUCAACUUUUACCUUUGACUGAGCUUUUCCAAAGGAAGAAUGCCUCAUUUGAGAAGAGGGCUACAGAUAUCGGUGUGCGCUCAGCAGGUGCAGUUGGUGCGCAAUCAGCCAAUGUUGGUAAGGACUGGACCGCAGCAAGGAGACUACCCCAAGCAAUCAUCAUAGGGGUGAAAAAGGGCGGAACACGAGCUCUUUUGGAAUUCCUAAGACUUCAUCCUGACAUUCGAGCACUUGGCUCUGAACCUCACUUUUUCGACAGACAUUACUCACGUGGGUUGAAUUGGUACAGGAACCUGAUGCCCAAAGCUCUGGAGGGCCAGGUGGUCCUGGAGAAGACACCCAGGUACUUUGUGACAGCGGAUAGCCCCGGCCGGAUCCACUCCAUGUCCCAGGAGGUCAAACUGAUCGUGGUGGUGCGUGACCCUGUGACCCGCGCCAUCUCUGACUACACCCAGAUCAUAUCCAAGACUCCUGGCGUUCCCAGCUUUGAGACUCUGACGUUCCAUAACGGGACGGAGGAGGCGUUGAAGGUGGACUCCCUGUGGAGCCCCAUCUGGAUUGGCCUGUAUGCUCUGCACCUGGAGAGGUGGCUGGCCCACUUCCCCUUGGAACAGAUCCACUUUGUCCAUGGGGAGAGGCUGGUGAGCGACCCUGCAGGGGAGCUGGGCAGAGUCCAAGACUUUCUGGGACUUCAGAGGAUCAUCACAGACAAACACUUCUACUUCAACAAGACAAAGGGUUUCCCCUGCCUGAAGAAGCCAGAGGGCAGCAGCAAGCCCCACUGCCUGGGCAGAACCAAGGGCAGGCCACAUGCUGACAUCCACCCUCAGGUCAUCCUCAGGUUACGUCAGUUCUACCAGCCACACAACCUGCGCUUCUACCAGAUGACAGGGCAGGACUUUGGCUGGUAGGAUGGGAGCCUAGAAAGAGGUGGAAAAAAGAUGGUACCAUCGUUACUGUUCAAAACACAGGCUGCACGAAGAGGAUACAGGACAAAGCUUGAAUUGGUGUAUUUUGUGACGGUCCUGAUGUCAUCUGGAGUAACUCAAGUCCUCAUGCAACCUGUAUUGGCAAACAAAUCAAAACAGUCACACUUUAUUUUGUGACAGUUAAACCGCAAGAAGUAACGUGAGUAAUGCCAUAGGCCUACUGUGUAACACCAUGGAAAGUGACAACAACAUCCACCGUCAGAAAGCAGGUCCUCAGAACUCUAGUGUGAACUUACCCUUUACUCCACUAGAUGGCAGUCCUUCCCCAACAGAGGCUUAGACAGUAUUGUCGAAGUACUGUAAACUACU
Messenger RNA from Oncorhynchus mykiss (rainbow trout), 1701 nucleotides. The record is from RefSeq and is a predicted model, not a curated record. Lineage: Eukaryota; Metazoa; Chordata; Actinopteri; Salmoniformes; Salmonidae.